UCAUGCGAACGAGCAGCGGACGCAAUCCACCUCCAGACUUUCGUUCGUCACACUAAAAAAUUCUCAACUUCGACGACGACAACAGGAGAGAGAGAGAGAGAGAGGAGGGCGUGUACUCUGUAGUUUUGUACCCGGCCAAGAGAAGGGAGGACUCGUUUGCAGUGUUUCCCUCUCUCUCAUUCUCUGGAUCCUCAUCACAGCAGCAGCCAAGAAAGAUCCUUCUUUCCCACCAAUACGAAAGCGGAGCCGAUCUUCUCACGCUUCGGAAAACGCAAGAUAUCAGCAGCUUGAUUUUAAAUCCACAUCUCUCUGGAUCGUCAUAAUCAUCCUCUUGGAAUGUAAGUACUUUUCUUUACUCCCCAAUCCCUAUCCCGCCUUUCAUUUUCACUUAGAUUUAGGUUUCGGUGGGCCAUCGCUCAUUCCCAAAUUGCUAGGAUCAAUCUACCCUAUUUCUUCACCCAACGGCCCAUAUUGAUUCUCCUUUUCCCUGAUUCCGAUUGGGGUGGCCACGGGCUCUGAUUAGGGCCUCUCGGCAUCGUUAGGGUUUGUAAAUAUGAUCAAACAAAUACUGGGGAGGCUACCCCGGAAGCCAUCAUCAAAAUCGACAUCCCCCAACAAUCAAAGUGUGAACAACGGGGAUGCUGGUUUCGGAGCUGCUUCGUCUGUAAAUCCAUCUCACGGGCCCCACUCCGGUGCUGGGGCUCAUUUGUCUUCUAACAACUCCAGACCGAAUUCCGUUCCGGGCAAGUCUUCUUCGAAUCAGUCCUCUGGUAGUUCCGCCCCAAACAAAUCGAAUCAAAGCAAGAAAUCCCAGGCAGGCGGGCCUGGCAAUGCCGCCACAGUCACCCUGUCCUCUUAUGAAGCAUUGCCUGGCUUCCGCGAUGUGCCAAGUGCUGAGAAGCAGAGCCUGUUCAUAAAGAAGCUCAAUAUGUGCUGCAUUGUGUUUGACUUUGCGGACCCCAUGAAGAACCUCAAGGAGAAGGACGUGAAGCGGCAGACACUGCUUGAGCUUGUCGACUACGUGGCCUCUGUCACCACCAAGUUCAACGAGAUCACGAUGCAGGAGAUCACGAAGAUGGUGGCUGCUAACCUGUUCCGGACGUUUCCUUCGUCAGGCCAUGAAGGCAAGAUCCCAGAAGCUUUUGAUGCGGAGGAGGAGGAGCAGGCGAUGGACCCUGCAUGGCCCCACCUGCAGAUCGUCUAUGAAUUCCUCUUGAGGUUUGUCGCGUCAUCGGAAACGGACGCCAAGCUCGCGAAGCGGUACAUUGACCAUUCCUUCGUGUUGAGGCUGCUCGACCUGUUUGAUUCCGAGGACCAGCGGGAGAGGGAAUACCUUAAGACGAUACUCCACCGCAUCUAUGGGAAGUUUAUGGUGCAUCGCCCUUUCAUCAGGAAGGCCAUCAACAACAUCUUCUACCGCUUCAUCUUCGAGACGGAGCGCCAUAAUGGGAUUGCGGAAUUGCUCGAGAUCUUGGGCAGUAUAAUCAACGGAUUCGCUCUGCCCUUGAAGGAAGAACAUAAGCUGUUCCUUGUCCGGGCAUUGAUCCCACUGCAUAAACCCAAAUGUGUGUCAAUGUAUCACCAACAGCUGACAUAUUGCAUCACUCAGUUUGUGGAGAAGGACUUCAAGCUGGCAGACACGGUUAUUAGAGGUCUACUGAAGUAUUGGCCAGUCACAAAUAGUUCGAAGGAGGUGAUGUUCCUUGGUGAGCUUGAGGAAGUUCUAGAAGCUACGCAGGUGGCAGAAUUCCAGCGUUGCAUGGUUCCAUUGUUCCGCCAGAUUGGCCGAUGCCUAAACAGCUCACACUUCCAGGUAGCAGAAAGGGCCUUAUUCCUCUGGAACAAUGAUCACAUACGUAACUUGAUCACUCAAAACCGCAAAGUGAUACUGCCGAUAAUCUUCCCAGCAUUAGAGAGGAACACCAGGGGCCACUGGAACCAGGCUGUCCAGAGCCUGACGCUGAAUGUGAGGAAGAUCUUUACGGAUGCUGACGCAGAGCUGUUCGAAGAGUGCUUACUCAGAUUCCAAGAGGACGAGGCCAAGGGGAGAGAGAUACAAGAGAAGCGGGAAUUGACUUGGAAGCGCUUGGAAGAUGUUGCAGCAUCCAAAGCUGUCAGCAAUGAGGCUGUACUAGUCUCUCGGUUAGUCUCCUCUCUCAGCAUGGGGACCACAAGCCCACGUGCCACAGUUGGUUGUUGAGUUUCGCGUGCAGAUUCAACAAAUUUAGAAGCUUCAGUACAGUGACCUGGAGUUUGUUUCUUAUAUUAUAUUAUUGUACAAACCAACCUGGAAUGAUGGCACUAAUGGUGAUUCUGUGGUUUCUCACUCAGGUUGGUAGUCUUUUAUCUUUUUGGGUUUUCAUUUUCUUCUUUCUUAGCAAUGGAAAUGUGUGUAUCAUAAGGGAAUUAUUAUAGAGGAAGGCGUCUCAGCGGAUUUCCUGCA
Magnolia sinica is the source of this 2443-nucleotide messenger RNA. RefSeq names its product serine/threonine protein phosphatase 2A 59 kDa regulatory subunit B' gamma isoform-like. Bases 554 to 2200 code for a protein of 548 amino acids. Gene Ontology annotation, biological process: signal transduction. NCBI's taxonomy places the organism in Eukaryota, Viridiplantae, Streptophyta, Magnoliopsida, Magnoliales, Magnoliaceae. The transcript is spliced from 2 exons. Gene Ontology annotation, molecular function: protein phosphatase regulator activity. The record is from RefSeq and is a predicted model, not a curated record. Gene Ontology annotation, cellular component: protein phosphatase type 2A complex.